Molecule: messenger RNA, 566 nt
Organism: Phalacrocorax carbo (great cormorant)
Lineage: Eukaryota; Metazoa; Chordata; Aves; Suliformes; Phalacrocoracidae
Source: RefSeq, a predicted model, not a curated record
CCCAUCAGACGCCGCGGGGCGGAAGCGGAAGGGGAAUACGUCCUCCAAUGAGCGAGCUCUCCCACCACCCCACCCCGCCCCGGCAGAACCUUAAAGGGGCCGCGUUGCGCUGUUGGGCAGCUCCAAUCAGUGAUGGCGAGGCCCGGACAUGCCAGGAACCGUCCGUCAUUGGAGGAAGAUGAGGAUGAGGAGGCCGAGGACCCAGUGGAUGCCAUGAUCUCACGGACAGGCUGCAUGGCGCAGCACCGGGAGCUGCAGGAGUGCAUGGCAGCACGGCAGGACUGGCGGCACUGCCAAGCCCAGGUCCGGGCUUUUGGCGAGUGCAUGGCACAGCGGCAACGUAGUAAGGAGCCGCACCGGGCGUCUGGAUCACACCAAGCCCACCCCUCCCCUGCUGGGGACUGAAAUCACCAGGGACCAGCACUGCCAGCACCCACAAAUGGGGCAACUCUGCUGUUUGACCCUCUUUUUGUGUAUUUUUUUAUUCAAGUGGGUGAAUGUGCCAUUAAAUCCAUGCUUAUGUUGUUGGGAAAUUAAAUUCAGCGGCGUUUGUUGUCCUGGCCAAA